AGUUUAGGUGUGCUAAUUCCCAUAACGUUUGUAAAGUAUUAAAUGUCAUUUUUUUGUCAACAUUAACACAUGUAAUGUAGGUUAUGUUAAAGUAUUUCCAUAUUUCAUAAGAUAAUUAAAAUAUCCGGUUUUAUAUAUCAUACCGCCUACCAUAAAGUGCCUUAUCAUAUAGUUAUUUUUAGCUGUAAAUGCGUGGAAAUUCCAAAACAGUACGAUUUAGAAGUUGACAGCUAUUUGGAUUUGGAACUAGCUAAUAUGUUGUGGAUAUUACACAAUGUCAACAGAUCUUAGUUCUGCUUCUGUUCCCCAAUUGUACCGACAAGUUUUUGAUGCUUGUUCCAAUGAUGGCCAACCAGUACUUCCUGAUGUUUAUCAAAGUUUACUCUUAAAAUGCAAACUCUCUUCUGCACAAAUCGAAAAAAUUUGUAAGAUAGUGGGAACUUCGGUAGGAGAUGUAAAUAGGACAAAUUUUUAUAAAACCCUUGCUUUGAUAGCUUGGUGUCAGCAAGGAAAACAAAUUUCAGAAAAACUAUUUGAAAAUUGCACAGAAAAAGAAUAUCCAAGUCCAGAGAUAACCGAUCUUGCUCAAAUUAAGAACAUGAAGAUAACACUUCACAAAAAAUCCCGCUCCGCCGAAUUUAAAUAUUCUAACAUAACGAAAAGAGAUUCUAUUAGCGUUCACCUAGUACCUGAAAAGAAAGGGUUAUUUAUAAAAUACUCAGAAUAUGUCGUUACGUCCGAACGAUUUAAGACUAAAGUUACCAGAAGAUAUAAUGAUUUUGUUGCAUUGAAAGAAUUGUUACUUAAUAGAUUUCCUUAUAGGUUAGUCCCUUCACUACCUCCUAAAAAAAUGGUUUCAGAUGCACAUUUUUUAGAAACGAGAAGAAGGGCUCUCCAAAGAUGGAUGACGUUAGUCAGUCGACAUCCCAUCAUAUCACAAGACUCGAUAGUGAUAUUCUUCCUUACAGAUCAAGGUCCCGAUUGCCAACAUAGGAUAAAAGAUAUUUUUGGUAGAAUUCCCGAUGAGUUCAUGACUUCCGAUGUUGCCGCUAAUGCGAAGGAACUCUUGCCACCUGAACACAGCCAAAUUGCCGUUAACUCCCAAAAUAUACGAACCUUGGUAAACGUCGUAGGUAAAAUGAAACAGUUAACAGAAGCAAACGUUGAAAGACAUAAUUCAGCGGGUAGAGAUUUCGAAGAGUUUAUCAAUCAGUUAAAGUCACUUAGCGCUCUUAACCUUGAUCCUGGCCAGGCUAACUUAGAAAAUUGGAGUGGCAUGCAAAAAGGAUUUAACGUCCUAUCUAGGGAAAUGGCGGCUUUAACCAACCGGUCCAGCCAUCAUGCUUACUUAGAACAGAAUGAUGUCUGCGAAAGGCUAGGACUUCUUUUAGAUAUCCUUGUGGCACACAAAGACUUGUGCGAACGAUUAGAAAAAGGCCUUCACCAUGAUCACGCUGUAGCUCUUUCGAAACUCCUCUCUAUGAAAAAACGAAAGAUACAGGGUGUUAUUAGAGGAACUGACGCAGAAAGUGUUGAACAUUUAGAGUCUAAAAUGCUAACUCAAGAAAAUGUUAUCACCAAUAUGGAGUUGCGUGCGGAUUUUAGUUUGUAUUGCGUAAAUAUGGAAACUCGGUUGGUGUACUCCUAUCUGGAAACACUUUCAGAUAUUAUGAGGAAUUUAUUGAAUCUCCAAAUUAAAUCUCAUUCUGAGCUUCAAGACAUUUGGACACGAAUUCAAAGUUUGGCUCAACAAUUCUUUCGAUGUGAUAACCAAAUAAACGGUGACAUUUUAAAUAAUAACUAGCUAUAGUGAUUAUAUGAUCAUUUUUAAAUAUGUGUAUUUUAUAAAAGAGAUUUUUGUAUAAAUUAUACCUAUAUUUAGAAGCAUAUUAGUU
Molecule: messenger RNA, 1895 nt
Organism: Diabrotica balteata
Lineage: Eukaryota; Metazoa; Arthropoda; Insecta; Coleoptera; Chrysomelidae
Source: the annotation of a GenBank genome assembly